Molecule: messenger RNA, 8040 nt
Organism: Knipowitschia caucasica
Lineage: Eukaryota; Metazoa; Chordata; Actinopteri; Gobiiformes; Gobiidae
Source: the annotation of a GenBank genome assembly
AUGAUACCAACAAAUGUCAUGGUUUGUGCUGGACACGUGCUGCUAGAGCAAGGACUUCCUGCAGGUGUGGACAAGGAGCUGCUCAGUCUGUACUUUGAGAACAGACGCAGACGUGAAGCCGUCGGACAAGAAGCACAACAAGGAAGUGAACGUGACAACUCUGAAUGCUUCAACUUAGGCUUAUGCGAAGUAAAACAGGAUGACAGAGAGCCAGCCGGGGCGUGUGCUGCAGACGCAGGUCUGGAGGAGGUCCUCUGCUCUCUGUGGACAUCAGAGGAGAUGCUGCCACACUGCUGUUUGAGGAGUCAGACGCUGCAGCUCGGGUGCUCUCCAAACACCACCAUCACCAGCAUUGAGACGAUUGAGCUGUAUGUGGAGAACCUCAUGAACCUCAACUUACCGGACUACAAGCUGUUCCCCUCAGUGGACAGAACACUCGUCCUCAUUCAAACCGGAAAAGCCCUCGCACAAGAUUUUCAACGGCUCAGUGAGCGAAUCUCAAAAAGACGGCUUCAUGGAUCAGCCGUGACUCUUGAAGAAGUAACUGAGACGGAUGCAGUGUGUGUGGAGAACGUCCACCCAGGCACCGCUGCAGACGUGCUCUCUCAGUAUUUUGAGGGGCCUGGAGGAGGCGCUCAGCGUGUGAAGGAGGUGGUCAUGCUGUCAGAAGGAUCAGCAAAAGUCACGUUUGUCAGCUUUGAGUCUGUUGGCCUGGUCCUGGGCCACACUCACAACCUGGAAGGCACUGAAUUGGUGUUAAAACCAUACUUUGAUUUUCUCCAACCCAAAGAUGUCUCCCCGUCAUUACCCGAGCCUCAACCCGAGCCUCAACCCGAGCCUCAACCCGAGCCUCAACCCGAGCCUCAACCCGAGGCUCAACUUGAGCCUCGACUUGAGCCUCGACUUGAGCCUCAACUCGAGGCUCAACCCGAGCCUCAACCAGAGCCUCAACCCAGCAGCCUUGUCAUCACAAACCAAGCUUCGGUGGACCAAGACGAUAACGCAAUGCAGAUCACUCCCAUUGAAAUACCUAUUUUAGAAAGCGCUAGCAGCCCUGAUCCCCCAGUGGAAGUCAUGGAGGACUCUCAAACAGAUGAGGUUCAAAUCUCAACAGAAAUUAUUGCCAUUCAUUUGCAGAAACUGGCUCUUUUUCAGAAAAGCACACUACAGCGAGACAUCCAAAGAACUCAUCCGGAUUACAACAUCACAAUUGAAAACGAGGGCCUCUCCAUCACGGGUCCAAAAGGGACAGAAAUGGACAAAGUAAAAUGUACACUCAUGGAGUUUUUUUGUAACAUAACUGAACUCACUCUGACUGUAGAGCUCGAGAAAGCCCAGUUUUUAGCACAGAAAGACGUCGAAGUCAGGCUCAAGCAAAUGAUCAACCAAAUGGACCCAUCGACUUCGUACGUGCUCUCCGAUCGCAGCGUCGUGGUGACAUCGGUGUCGGAAGAUUCUGCACGACAAGCAGCCAGCCUGUUAGAAUCCCAAGUUUGCAGCUUCAGCAUGCAAGUGGACCCGAAGUACGAGAGCAUGCUGUAUUGUCGGGAGUGGCAGGAGUUCUGUCAGGCUCUGGGGUGUGUGAAAGUGGCAGAACGAGGGGCCAAUCUGGAUGUGCUCACUCUGAAGGGGAUGGAGCAGGAAAAGCAGGCGGCCAUAUUAACUUUCCUCACCACGCCGAUGGAAAGGGAGACUUUUAUUCAGAUGGAGCCAGGCAGACUUAAAUACAUCCAGAGAUACUCUCAUCAGCUGCUGGCAGAUAUGACAGAGGUGUCCAUUAUCCCCAUGGAGACGGGGGACGUGUGCGGUUUAAAGAUCCAUGGCCACCCCACUGCGUGCCAGAUCGCUGAAGAACUCCUCCAAGGCCUGGUGAAUGACAUCUGCACCAAAACCAUCACCGUGAUCGCUCCCGGAGUCACACGCUACUGGCAAACGGAGGAAUCCAAGAUGAUGUUUCACAACAUGGAGACCAGGUUCCACGUCAGCAUCUUCCCAGAGAUGGUGCCCUGGGAGCCACCGACCAACCAGAACAUGCUUGAAUGUGCAUGGAAGCUGACAGCUGACAAAAACUUUGUCACUCGACCUCCUGCUAAUGGUUUACCGGAGGAUGCGAUGCAAACUGACAACGCAGAAGGAAACACUAGUUUGAUCAAUGAGGCCAAAAAGAUCGUUUCGGUCACGCAAGAAAGUCCGCCGCUGCCUCUCACAGACACAUUGGAAGACAUGGACAAUAUUGACUUGUACACUGCCGAGGAACCUGCUGAUGCAUUAAGUCAAGAAUCUUUAACAGCACAGGAAAAUAGUUCAGAAAAUGGAGCAACAGGUUUUUCACGUGACUUGGAAGAAGAAGCCCAAUUGUCUCUUGCCAUCCAAUACUCUAUGGAGUCAUCAAAUCAAUGGUCUGUGGACAACGAAGACGCACAACUGAAAAAAGCUUUAGAAUUGUCCAAGGAAAUGAUAAAAGAAAUGCCAAACCCCGUAACGCCUACCAAGCGCUCGCUUCAAGACACAAUCCAGUCGGCGAACAUUCUGAACUUGGUUGUGUUCGCAAACUACAACUCCGACUUGAUUCGCGUGGACAUAGCUUUCAACAAGAGAGUGACCCAAAGUCAAGAUGAGCAAAAGUUGGAGCACAGAUGCCUAAGAUACAUGUCCGAUUUCCACAAGACGUGUUUGGAUGUGAUCAGGAGAAACCACGCCGUUAAGAUUGAGUUAUUAGGCACAAUAAUCAGCGUCUCAGGGUUUAAAAAAUAUGUGGAGGAAGCGAUGCCUAAUGUGAAACUGCUUUUAGAGAAAUUAGCAGAUUCUGUAUCGGAUAAGGAGAUUCUAAAGCGCGGCCAGUGGCUCCAUUAUGACUCGAAUAUGAGGCACAAGACUCCAUAUCCUUCAGAUUUGAGCGUUCUCAUAGAGAUGGCCUGGAGAAUGAGGAUGAAAACACUGGAAGUCACACUGGACAAUCAGCCACACAUCAUUAACAUUGAGAGGAUGGAAGUAAACAACAUCGCAUCAGGAGAAAACAUAAAGAUCGCCAGAGAGGUAGUCAACCCAGGAGAAGGAGCAGACGCAGCUGUACCAGAAGAGGAUUACUCUCUCCUGUCAAACCUGCCUGAGGCAACCAGAGUCGAUGAACAAUCAGAAGAAUUUCAGACAGUGGUGAAGAAUUUCUAUGAGACCAUUCAGCAGUGGCAUAGUAAAGUCCGAAUAAUCAAGGUGGACAAACUGAUGAACAAACUGUUAUACAGCCAGUACCAGCUGAAAAAGUCCAGUGUGAAGCAGGCUGCUGUUUAUCCACAAGUGGAACGCACUCUUUAUCACGGCACCAGCGAGAGCAGCGUCAAGGAGAUUUGUGUGCAUGGAUUCAACAGAAGCUUCUGUGGAAAGAACGCUACUGUCUAUGGCCAAGGAGUGUAUUUCGCCGUGAACUCCUCCCUAUCCAUAGCAGACCAAUAUUCUCCUCCAAACAUAGAAGGACACAAGUUUAUCUUUGUGGCUAAAGUUCUGACCGGAGACUACACCAAAGGAGACCACUCCAUGAAGACCGCCCCUCUGAAGGAGACCGGGGACAUUCCUCUGAGAUACGACAGCGUAACAGACAACAUCACCAAGCCUACCAUCUCCGAGGUUGUUUUCGUGUUUGGCAUAGGUUCUGAGGAGAGUCCUACAACAUUCUACUGUAACUUCAUCUCCAGUACAGAAAAGAAUCUAGUGGUUGCAGGAACAUCCCAACUCUUUGUCUACAAAAUAAUCCAUGAUGUUGAGAGUACAUCAAGAUCAGACAAACCUUCAGACAGCAGACCUCGGAAAGAAAAGCUGGAGCAGGUGGCUGCUUUCUCACUUUUUGGUAAUAUUAUGUCAAUGGAAAGUGUGCAGCUAGUCGGAUCCAACAGGGAUGCACUUCUGCUAAGCUUUAAAGAUGCAAAGUUGUCAGUAGUAGAGUAUGAUCCUGGGACACAUGACUUGAAGACAUUAUCUCUUCAUUAUUUUGAAGAGCCAGAACUUCGGGAUGGUUUUGUUCAAAAUGUACACAUACCUGUAGUUCGUGUGGACCCAGAGAACCGCUGUGCUGUUUCUCUAAUAUAUGGCACAAGGCUUGUGGUGUUGCCAUUCAGAAAGGACACGCUCACGGAUGAGCAGGAGAACGGUGUCGGGGAAGGACCCAAAUCCAGUUUUCUACCCAGUUACAUUAUUGACAUUCGCGAGUUGGAUGAAAAGCUGCUGAACAUCAUCGACAUGAAAUUCCUUCAUGGAUAUUAUGAGCCCACAUUAUUGAUUCUGUAUGAGCCCAAUCAAACAUGGCCAGGGCGUGUAGCUGUACGUCAGGACACGUGCAGCAUCGUUGCUAUCUCUCUCAACAUCAUGCAGAAGGUUCAUCCCGUCAUCUGGUCCCUAAGCAACCUGCCUUUUGACUGCACUCAGGUCAUGGCUGUUCCUAAACCUAUUGGUGGGGUGGUGGUCUUUGCUGUCAAUUCCUUGCUGUAUUUGAAUCAAAGCGUUCCUCCGUAUGGCGUUUCUUUGAACUCUCAGACGAACGGCACAACCGCCUUCCCUCUGCGCGUUCAAGAUGAAGUAAAGAUCACACUGGACUGCUCCCAGGCUGACUUUAUCGCUUAUGACAAAAUGGUGAUAUCUCUAAAAGGAGGAGAAAUCUAUGUGUUGACCCUGAUAACGGAUGGAAUGCGGAGUGUGCGGGCGUUUAAUUUUGACAAAGCCGCUGCCAGUGUCCUCACAACAUGUAUGGUGACUAUGGAACCAGGAUAUCUCUUCCUGGGGUCUCGUCUUGGGAACUCGCUGCUUUUGAAAUACACAGAGAAACUCCAAGAAACUAGAUUAGAAGAAGCAAAAGAGACACAAGAUGAGGAAGAAGAGAAGGAAAAAGAUAAACAAGAGGAACCUCCAAAUAAGAAGAAGCGCGUGGAAUCCUCAGCAAACUGGACUGAUGAAGUGGAUGAAAUAGAAGUGUACGGUAGUGAAGCCCAGUCUGGGACACAGUUGGCGACCUACUCUUUUGAGGUGUGUGACAGUAUACUGAACAUUGGACCCUGUGGGAAUGCUUCUAUGGGAGAACCUGCCUUUUUGUCUGAAGAGUUUCAAGACAACCCUGAGCCCGACCUGGAAGUGGUUGUCUGCUCUGGAUAUGGUAAAAACGGUGCAUUGUCUGUCCUCCAGAGAAGCAUUCGCCCGCAAGUAGUCACCACAUUUGAGUUGCCCGGCUGUCACGACAUGUGGACCGUCAUUGCAAGUGAAGAGAAGAAACCUGCAAAGCCUGAAGAUGCAGAGGAGAGUGCAGAGGCCGAAACCAACGAGGAGACAGAAGAAGGAGAGAAGAGUGAAAAAGAGGAGAAGGAGAAAGAGGGGAAAAAAGAGAGUGAGGAGAGUUCUGAGCCCCCCCUUGAGGACGAUUUGAAGAAGCAUGGCUUUCUCAUCCUCAGCAGAGAGGAUUCCACCAUGAUUCUACAAACCGGUCAGGAGAUUAUGGAGUUGGACACCAGCGGUUUUGCUACUCAGGGACCGACUGUAUUUGCUGGAAACAUUGGCAAAAACAAAUACAUCAUCCAAGUCUCGCCGAUGGGCAUCAGGCUGCUGGAAGGAGUGUCUCAGCUGCACUUUGUCCCUGUGGACUUGGGCUCUCCCAUAGUGCACUGCUCUGUGGCGGAUCCCUAUGUGGUGAUCAUGACUGCAGAAGGAGUGGUCACCAUGUUUGUGCUCAGGACUGACUCGUACAUGGGAAAAACUCACCGGUUAUCUCUUCAGAAGCCCCCUAUUCAAUCUCAACCGCGAGUGAUAGCGCUUUGUGCGUACCGGGAUGUGAGUGGAAUGUUCACCACUGAGACCAAAGUGAGCUGCUCUGUCAAAGAUGAAAACCUCUUCAGGAGUCAGUCUGAGACUGAAACAUUCAUCCAUGACAUGAGUAACACCGUGGAUGAUGAGGAGGAAAUGCUGUAUGGAGAUACGAGUAUCAACGACACUUCUGCCAAAGAGGACUGGGGCCAAACGUCAGGAGCCCAUGGGGCUUCUGGGAGUGGGGAGGGCGGAGCCAAAGUGGAGCCCACCCACUGGUGCAUGAUCAUCAGAGAGAAUGGAGUCAUGGAGAUGUAUCAACUUCCGGAAUGGAGAUUGGUGUUCUUGGUGAAAAACUUCCCCGUGGGACAAAGGGUUUUGGUCGACAGUUCCUCUGGACAAUCAGCAGCCCAGGGGGAGGGCAAGAAAGAAGAAGUGACUCGCCAAGGAGACUUGCCAUUGGUUCGAGAAGUCUCCCUGGUUUCUCUUGGAUACAAUCGCACACGGCCAUACCUCCUGGUCCAUGUGGAGCAUGAGCUUCUGAUCUACGAAGCCUUCCCAUACGACCAGCAGCAGCCUCAAAACAACCUCAAAGUGCGCUUCAAAAAGGUGCCGCACAGCAUCAACUUCAGAGAGAAGAAAUCAAAGCAAAGAAGAGACAAAAAGACAGAGCUGGGGGCAUUAGAAGAUGGCUCUGCUCCCAAAAGUCGAAUCAGCCGCUUCAGGUAUUUUGAGGACAUCUCAGGAUACUCAGGGGUCUUUAUCUGUGGUCCCUCUCCUCACUGGAUGCUGGUUACCUCACGCGGAGCCUUGAGGUUACAUCCCAUGACAAUAGAUGGUGCUAUAGAGUCCUUCUCGCCAUUCCAUAACAUAAACUGCCCCAAAGGCUUCCUUUAUUUCAACAAACAGGGGGAGCUCAGGAUCAGUGUGCUGCCUACAUAUUUGUCUUACGAUGCUCCGUGGCCUGUGAGGAAAAUCCCCCUGAGGUGCACUGUCCACUAUGUGUCCUACCACGUAGAGUCCAAGGUGUAUGCAAUAUGCACCAGUGUGAAGGAGCUUUGCACGCGCAUCCCAAGAAUGACCGGAGAGGAAAAAGAGUUUGAGACCAUAACUAGAGACGAACGCUACAUCAAUCCUCUGCAGGAGAGGUUUUCCAUCCAGCUCAUUUCCCCUGUCAGCUGGGAGACCAUUCCCAAUACCAGGAUUGAUCUGGAGGAGUGGGAGCAUGUGACCUGCAUGAAGACAGUGGCGCUGAGGAGCGAGGAGACUGUGUCGGGGCUGAAGGGCUACAUCGCAGCCGGGACCUGUCUGAUGCAGGGAGAGGAGGUCACGUGCAGAGGCCGGAUCUUGAUCCUUGAUGUGAUCGAGGUGGUCCCGGAGCCUGGCCAGCCUCUCACCAAAAACAAGUUCAAAGUGCUGUACGAGAAGGAGCAGAAGGGCCCGGUGACCGCAAUGUGCCACUGUAACGGGUACCUGGUCUCCGCCAUCGGACAGAAGAUCUUCCUCUGGGUUCUGAAGGACAACGACCUGACGGGCAUGGCCUUCAUCGACACGCAGCUCUACAUCCACCAGAUGCACAGUAUCAAGAACUUCAUUCUGGCCGCAGAUCUGAUGAAGAGCAUCUCUCUGCUCCGCUACCAGGUGGAGAGCAAGACGCUGUCGCUCGUCAGCCGGGAUGCCAAACCACUCGAGGUUUAUGGUGUGGAAUUUAUGGUGGACAACAACCAGCUUGGAUUUUUAGUUUCAGACCAGGACAAGAACCUGUUUGUGUACAUGUAUUUACCUGAAGCCAAGGAGAGCUUCGGUGGGAUGCGGCUCAUAAAGCGCGCAGACUUCAACGUGGGAGCUCAGGUUAACGCUUUCUGGAGGAUGCCCUGUAAAGGAGCCAUGGAUGCAGCCAGCAGGAAAGCACUCACCUGGGACAACAAGCAUAUCACAUGGUUUGCCACUCUGGACGGGGGUGUGGGUCUGCUGCUGCCCAUGCAGGAGAAGACGUAUCGCAGACUGCUCAUGUUGCAGAAUGCCCUCAACUCCAUGCUGCCUCAUCACGCCGGCCUCAACCCCAAGGCCUUCAGGAUGAUGCACUUUGACCGGCGAGGCCUGCAGAACUCGGCACGCAACAUUCUGGACGGAGAACUCCUGGCCAAGUACCUGUAUCUCAGCACCAUGGAGCGCAGCGAGUUAGCCAAAAAGAUUGGUACCACUCAGGAUAUAAUUCUGGACGACCUCUUGGACAUCGACAGAGUUACUGCUCAUUUCUGA